GAUGGCGGAAUAAUGAGCUGAUGUUCUUUGUCAAACAUUUAGUUUUUACCGUUUUCAACUCUCGUUCAGUAUGAAAAUCACUGACGACUUUGAGUCAAUUGAAUUGACUGAACCAAUUUUUAAAGAUGUGAAAUAUUUCGUCACCGGGAAACUACCACAGAAGGUAACUUCCUUGCUGAACGACGGAGGGGCGAAGAAAACUAAUUAUUUGAGCGAAAUUGUAACCCUUUGCAUUGCCGGCGAGGACUUUAACGAGAGCGAAAUCGCUGAAGCAAAAGACAUUUACGAAAUCCAAUCCGUUACCUGGAAAUGGGUCAUCCUGUCAGCAAGAUGUGGAACCCUUCUGCCUGUCAAAGGUUUCCUGGCAGAAACAACGCAAUUGUUCUCAGAAGUGGUCGCAUGUGUUUCUUCACUGUCAUCGGAGGACAACAAUGCUCUUUGGGCAAUGCUGAAUUUCUAUGGGGGAGAAAUGGUCACAAAACUCUCCAAGUCAUGCACUCACCUAAUUGUUUCACGACCAACUGGGGCUAAAUAUGAAAAAGCCGUUCAAGAGAAGGAAAAAGGCCAGAAAAUUGAAAUCGUCACGCCUGACUGGAUCAUCGAGAGUGUCAAAAGCAAAAGCCGUUGCGAUGAAUCUCUAUUCCAUCCAAGCCUAUUGAUUUUGCCAGAAGACAAAAAGGCCAGUGAUGGUCUGUCCUCAUCAAUUGCAGACAUCACGGGCUUUGCAGAGCCUGAGGCCACUGAAGAAUGCACCACUCCAACAGCAAAGCCUGCACCUCCAGUGUUGGAUCCAAAUAGGUAUGAGCGACUGAUGGAAAUGUUAGACCAAAGAAAACAGCAGGAGCAGCAAGUUAAUGCAGCGCAACAGCAGUUGUCGAACAUCCAACUUCAGCAGCAACAACUUUUGCAGCAGCAGAAACAGGCUCAAAAAAUGCAGCAACAGACUCCGAUUCAAAACCUUGAGGCUCUCCAGCAGCAGCAGCAGCAACAACAACAACCAGUAGUCCAAAGACCUCCCAUGGCCCAGCAGCCACAAGUUAUGCAACAGCAACAACCUCAAAUUCCUCAACAGCCGCAGCAAAUGCAGCCAGGGAUGAUUCCUCAGCAACAGCAGCAGAGGUUCCAAUUCCAACAGCAACAGUACCAGCAGAGAAUGCAACAAGGAUCCAUUAUCCAGGGUCAGCAGGGCCCUCGGAUUAUGCUCACUCAGCAGCAGCUGCAGCAGCGAGCCAUGCAGGGCAGCAUGCAGUUUAGAGCACCUCGAUACAUCAUUGCUGAUGGGAAACAAUAUGUGAUUAACUCGGCUCAGCAAGCGCAGCAAGUUGCAAAUUUAGUGCAGGGUGUUCAAGGUGCUGUGCAGAUGCAAGACCAACAGCAGCAGCCUAUGCAGACACAAAUGCAAGGGCAGCAAAAUGUACAAGCGGUGCAGCCGCAGCAGCAACAACAGCAUUUUGUAAAUGCUCCCCAAAUCCAGCAAGGAAAUGUUGCUGCAGGCCAAAACUGGCAGCAAGGGCAACCUCAACAACAAUUUCAAAUGCAACAGCAAGGCCCACCUCAACAGCAGCAGUUCCAAAUGCAGCAAAUGCAAGUUAACCAACAACAGCAAAUGGCUAUGCAACAGCAGCAGCAGCAACAACCCCAACAAGUCGGAGGUGGCAUGCAGAUGAAUCAAGGUGUGCAACAAGUUGUGAAUCAACUGCAAGGGCAAGCUGGACAGAUGCAGCCCCAACAAGGUCAAAUGCAGGGGCAAGGGACCCCCAUUCAAGGCCAACACCCCAUCCAGAAUCAAAUGCAGAGCCAAAUUGUCCCGGUUCAAGGACAAAUAGGGCCCCAAAUCCAGGGCCAAGUUGGGCAGAUCCAAGGCCAGGUGAACCAAAUUCAAGGUCAGAUGCAAGGCCAGCAGAACCAACAGCAACAGACAGCCCCACAGAGGCUCCUCUGGCAGCAGACGACCCCUCAAGGUCACAGGCAGUACUUCCAGCUCGACCCGCAGACCCACCAACAGUUGCAGGCCAUGGACCCAGCCCAGAGACAGAUUUUCAUCCAAAAGCUGCAGAAGAGGCAGCAGCUCAUCCAGAUGCAACAGCAGCAGGCUCAGGCUCGCCUCCAGCAGCAACAACAAGCAGGCGGAAUUGCCAUUCAGGGUGCCACCAGGCAGCCACUCACCCCACAACAGCAAGCUGCCCUCCGCCAGCAAUUCCAGCAACAACAGCAGAGGCUCGGUUUGUCUCCGCAAUGGCGAGAGGCAAUUCCUAAUCAGCAGGGUCCCCGCACAGUUCUCAUUCAAGGACAACAACAGAUUGUGGUGCAAAGACCCCAACAGCCCAUGGCUAUUUCGUCACCUCAAGCAACACCUACCCCUGUCCAACAACAGCACUGGACCCCUGGAACUCCUGGGGCGCCUCAGCAACCUGCUGGUGUCGGCGCUCCUGUUCAGACAGUCCAAACAGCCGGGAUUCAAACACCAGGCACUGCGAUUAUUCAAGGGGCCACUUUGCCCCAGGACGAGGCCCAACGCCAACUUCUUCUGCAAAGGCAGCAACAGCUUCGCCGACUGCAGCUCAUGAAACAGCAGCAGCUGCAGGCCCAAGCCCAAGCGGGACAAGUGGUACAGGGACAAGUGGUUCAAGGCCAGGUUGUUCAGGGAGUCCAGGGUGGACAGGUGGUGCAGGGUCCUCGAAUGGGCACCCCACCCUUUGCCGUUGCCCAGGGAGUUGUUCCAGGGCAAGUGCCUCAGCAGGUCGUGGCCGCUCAGCAAGCGACCACUCCGGGUGAGGACGGUGCUUCGAGCAACAGUGCCCCAACAACACCGCAGCCAGCCACCGCUGAUGGUCAGGUCGGGACGCCAACUCCACCUCAACAGCAACAGGCACAGUUCCAACAACUUUUGGUAAAUGCGAAGACCAAAACUGCACUUGCGAACAUGCUUAGCAGUCGUCUCCAGAGUGGAGGGGCAGGUGAAGCGACCCCUGCCUCUGUCCAGCUACGCCUGAUGACUCAGCAGCACCAACAACAGCAAAGGCCACCUCAGCCUGGCGUUGCGGGUCAGCCUGUCGCUAUGGCCCCUCAACAAAUACAGCAGCAACCAGUAGCCGCUGGGGUUGGAGUUGGUGUCAACAAUCAAAACCAGCAGCAGUUUUUGCUCACAUAUCCACCAAGGGGCAGAGGCGCCGCAGGUCCAAAUCAGCCUACCCAAGUUCUGGUUCGCAAUGCCCAGGGCAUUGUUCAGUACACGUCAACCAGAGUUUUGGCCUUAAAUCAGCAAGGAGCUGCUAAUGUUCAGCCAGAGGGAAGCCAGACCCCUACUCCGGGACCUCAGCCGACAAUUCAAAUCCAAUUUUACGGACACAGUCCCAAUAUGAAAGUGCCUCCAAAUUUGUGCCUUUUGGGAUGCGUCUUCAUGACUUCUGAGUAUGCUGCCAUGUAUAGUAAUGAAGAACUCGAGGCUUGGCGCAAUCAGAUUGUGAAUCACGGUGGCGAAGUAGAGAACUUCUACAGCACAAGAGUCACACACGUUCUUUGUCCACAUCAAAGAUCGGCUCUCGCAACUCUUGCUGCUAGGGAGGGUAAACGGCUAGUUUCUGCCUUUUGGCUGAAUGACGUCCUUCUGAAGCAGCGGAUGCUUGCUCCUUGGCAGGCACUGCAUCUUCCUCUGGCGUACAAUGAGGAUACUCGUCCUUUGAAGAAAUUCAUCAUCACUAGCUCUGGAUUUACAGCAGAGGAAAAGGAGAGAAUUAAGUACAUUGUUACCACUCUUGGUGGCAGAUACACACCUUACCUAACAAAGGAGAACAAAAUUCUGAUCUGCAGAAAAGCGGAGGGAAAGAAAUAUAACCAAGCAAGGCAGUGGCGCACCACAAUUGUGAACGCUCAUUGGCUGCAUGAAAUCAUGCUAGGCCAGUUCCGAGCUUUACAUGCUUCUGGCUAUGCCAAGUACCAGCAGUUCAAUGACAAUCCCCUUGGCCUUGAUUACUCAAUCGUGCCCCAUUUGAUGCUUGCAUGGAAAGUGCCUGUGCCAAUUUCACCUGAAAGUUUGGAGCGAGGGAAGUUGCUGCAGCAACAACACAUUGCCUCAGGCCAGCUGAACAAUCCAAAGAAACGACCAGCUCCUAUUCCUAUUGAGCAGGCUAACAAAAUGGAUAGGCCUGGCUCGAAAAUUCUCAAAAUGGAAGAACUUCAGCUGCCAAAUGAAAAUGGAGAGUUGCAUCAACCCCCUCCUGCUCCAGAACAGAAUAGUGCUGACAAAGUGUUUUUCCAACUUUCCUAUGUUACUAAAAGAGAAGAGCUUCAGAAACAAGCGGAAGAGUUGGGAGGAGUGCUUACAAAAGACUAUGACAAGCUUACCCAUUUGGUAAUGCGAGAUGCAGAGAGAACUGAAAAACUCUUGUGUGCAGUGUCCAAGGCAAAGUAUAUCGUUAAUGAAAAAUGGCUAUCGGAAAGUGCUGCACAACAGAAAUUUUUAGAUCCUGAUCCUUACAUUUUUUCCAACACCAAUUUGGAGCAGCAUUACAACUUUGGUUUUAAAGAACUGAUGAAAAAGCCAAACAGGGACCAAUUAUUCAAGGACCGUGUAUUCUACAUCUCUCCUGGCUGCACGCCGGUUGUUCACGUAAUCGAGGACAUAAUAAUGUGUGCUGGCGGGCAGGUGGAGAAAAAGCGCCGUCCAGUCGCUCAUGUUGUUGAAAUGAACAAGGCCAACCCCAACUCUUAUAUCAUCCUCUCCGACUCAAAUGAUCUCCAUUUAGUCGUUGACUACAUCAAUGCAAACAUAGAUAUCUUUUCUGUGGAGAUGGUGUACUCCAGCAUCUUCAAACAAAGCCUGGAUCUGACUGACCAACACAAAAUUGUUUUAAGAUGAACAAAGUGUUAAAUUGUAAGUGUUUUUAAUUUUUAACCAAACCGUAUCUGGUUCAUUUUGAGUUUGAAAAAUAAAUGACAGUUAAAAUUUGUAAAUUGGAA
Molecule: messenger RNA, 4959 nt
Organism: Neocloeon triangulifer
Lineage: Eukaryota; Metazoa; Arthropoda; Insecta; Ephemeroptera; Baetidae
Product: PAX-interacting protein 1-like
Exons: 21
Coding region: 71-4858 (1595 amino acids)
Cellular component (GO): MLL3/4 complex
Source: RefSeq, a predicted model, not a curated record